Molecule: messenger RNA, 1110 nt
Organism: Aureococcus anophagefferens
Lineage: Eukaryota; Pelagophyceae; Pelagomonadales; Pelagomonadaceae
Product: expressed protein
Exons: 1
Coding region: 1-1110 (369 amino acids)
Source: RefSeq, a predicted model, not a curated record
AUGGUCGGCGCGUUCCCGGGCAUGGCCGACGACUUCGAGAACGAGAAGCUGCUCGGGAGCCUGCUGGAGCAGGGCAUCACGACGUUCGUCUGCCUCCAACGGGAGUACGACCCGCGCGCGCCCGAGGCCAAGUGGCGGUCCGGCGUCGCGAUCCGGCCCUACUACGAGGACGCCGUGGCGUUGGCCGGCGCCUUCUACCCCGGGCGGCGGCUCCAGUUCCUCCACUUUGGCAUCGAGGACUGCUCCGUCGUCGAGGACGACGCCGUCACCGACUUCGCCGUCGCGCUCGCGCGGCGCAUCAAAACGACGAACGAGGUCGUCUACCUCCACUGCUGGGGCGGCCACGGCCGCGCGGGCACGGUGGUCUGCCUCCUGCUCCACUUCCUCUACGACCAGGACGCGGCGUCGGCGAUGAUGCGGUGCCAGUUCGUCCACGACCUCCGCCGCGUGCCCAUCGUCGUCGGGUCGCCGCAGACGCAGACGCAGCGCGACCAGGUGAGCCGCGUCAUCGCGCGGUCCAUCGUGUCGCGCAAGGUCGCCGCGGCCGCGGCCGCGGAGCGCGCCGCGCACGACCUGGCGGUGGAGGAGCAGCGCGCGGCGGCGACGCGGCGCGCGUCGUCGCAGCAGAAGCACACGGCGGGCGCGACGCCGUCGGGCCCGGCGCGGCGCGCGUCCAACGCGCCCCACUCGGGGCCCACGCCCGCGGCGACGCCGCGCGCGCCCGCGGACGCCGCGCGGCCGCCCGAGGGCGUGUCGCUGCCGCGGCUCAUGACGUCCGUCGCCGUCACCCAGGGCGCGCACCCGAAGAAGGCCGACGAGGUCAUGGCGCCCGCGCGCGCGUCGCCGCGCGCGGAGCCGACGACGGCGCGCGUCGCCUCCGCGGCGGAGGUCUCCGGCGUCGUGCCGCGCCAGCCACCGGGCAUCAAGCCGGGCAAGCAGAUGCGCGCGCCGCGGCCCUCCGCGGCGGCGAGCCGGCCCGCCGGCGGCCGCAAGAUCGUGAGCCAGCCGCUCAAGCAGCACCAGGCCGCGCAGGCGGCCGCGGGCCACCCCAUCGUGCCCCAGCCGCCGAGCCGGCCGCCGCCGUCGAACCCCGGCGGCGCCUCGUCCUAG